This is a messenger RNA of Paramuricea clavata, 1746 nucleotides long. Lineage: Eukaryota; Metazoa; Cnidaria; Anthozoa; Malacalcyonacea; Plexauridae. The record is from the annotation of a GenBank genome assembly.
AUGUCUUCCAUUGUUACGAGUAUUUUAAGCUCAACCGUAGGCUUGUUAUGGAACAAAGCUCGGGACUCGACUGCGGCUAAACUGAAGGACGGCGAUGUAACGGAUGCAAAAAUUCGGGAGCUCGUCGUGAGAGAGUUGAAUGACAUCAAGACGAAACUUGAUGGUCUUUCCCGUGUAAAUUUACUCAGCAGCUCCCGAUUCCUGAAAGAAGGAGUGGAUUUACUCUACGUUUCUCUUGAUAAAUCGAAGCUGGAGCCGAAAGCUGUGAUGGACCCAACUCAACAAGACCGUGAUGAAACAUCAGGAAUGUCGAGCGGUGUCGAGUCUGGGAUCUUAAGCGAAGCCUUAGAACUUUCGCACGUCAUGGGAGAGUUGAAAAUUUACUCUGAUAAGGAGUUUGAAUCCGCUAAGGAGAGGUUUAAAGAUGCCCGUAAGAGAGCAACUGAUGCUUUCUGCAACGAGGCAUUAAAUAUUAACGAUAGAAUCUUCGCGGCCAAACUACGUGUUGUUUCUGAGAUACUGGAAUGCCUCGAUAGUCCUCAAACCGCCAUCACAGGAUGUCUGUCGUUUCUUCAAGAUCUACAUAGCUUACCAGCUAUCCGUGACAUGUUCUCUGUUUAUCUCAAUGGCGGUGUCAAGUCGUUGUUGGGUAAAGCAGAACGUGUAGAGAACAUAAAAUCUUUGAUGCUGAUAAACUAUGUUUUGUUUAAUCUUAAUUUAAAAUUCAGUCGCAAACUUACUGACAGGGUAACAUGGCCUGGUGUAAUUGAACUUACUGAUCGCAGUUUUGACCCAAUAUUGGACUGGAAAGAGGUUUCAACAAAAAAAUCUAUGGACGAUGAAUUGGGUCAACCUCCCAAGCAGCUAAUACUUGAUGAAGCAAUAUUUCCACGAUUAUCGGCUGUGGACAGUCAUGGGAAUGUGGUUGUUGGAGAGCUUGGCGGAGAUAACAUCGGGUUGGUUGUUGGAGCCUGUGUGAGUGCCGGAAACAUCACGGUCAUUUCGAGAACUGCAGCAGAAAGCAAGGUGGUUAAAUUACCUGAUCCCAGCGAAGGUAAACCUAUCGAGCAAGGUAUCGUAGGACUCGCUGUUGAUAAAAAUAACAAUGUUUAUGUUGUUAGAUGGGUUAAAACACGUACGGAAAAUAGCGACGUGAAAAGUUACGUGCUGAAUGUGCUGGAUGAAAAUCAUAAUGUGAAACACGAUUGCAUGUGUGAUUUCCUUCAGGUUACAUGUACACCCUUAGGUAAUGUUCAUUGGGUGAAGAUCGCUAUAAACAAAAACAAUAAUAUCAUCAUGAUCAAAGGCGAUUAUCUCUAUGUCUGUGAUAAUGUUGGACAAUUGAAACACAUGUUUGAACCACACACCAUUGGCGUAACCAUGGGGUUUGCUAUUUCAAAUAAAGAUGAAAUCAUGAUAUCAUCACGUGAUGACAAGGCUGUUCACUUCUACUCCGAGGAAGGAAAUCUAAAGUCCACAAUAGAACUGCCAGAAGGUCACAAGAUCCGUGGGAUGGCAUUUCACUAUGUCAUUCGUAAAAUAAUUGUCUUAACUUAUGCCCAGAGAAAAGAUUCAUAUUUCCUUGUUAGUUACACUGAGACAGGCGAACCGGAGACCCCAACGUUCUUUUGCAAGCGUGAUGACGCUGAUUAUUCUGGCCUCAAACCAGGCCUCAAACCGUUCAUCACAUCUCAUCCAUGUGGUCCUGUUGCUGUUGUGCGAGCGAAAAGCAUCACCAUUAUUUAA